CUCGACCCGGGGUGGGGCGGAGGUCCCACGUGGUGCUGCUGCUGGAGCCCAAAUCCCCUCGGGCCGCCCUCCAUCGCUCCUUUCCUUCCUCCCUUUCUCGCCCGCAACGCGCGCCAUGGCCGCCCGGCAGCAGCUCGCUUUGCUCAGCGUCUCGGAGAAGGCGGGCCUGGUGGAGUUCGCCAGGAGCCUGAACGCGUUGGGUCUGGGCCUCAUCGCCUCGGGAGGAACGGCCGCAGCGCUGAGGGAUGCGGGGCUGCCCGUCAGAGACGUUUCGGACCUGACAGGGUUCCCUGAGAUGUUAGGAGGACGUGUGAAAACCCUUCAUCCUGCAGUCCAUGCUGGCAUCUUGGCUCGCAGUAUUCCAGAAGAUAACGCUGAUAUGAACAAACAAGAUUUCAGCCUUGUAAGAGUUGUGGUGUGUAACCUCUACCCCUUUGUGAAGACUGUGUCUUCUCCGGGUGUAACUGUACCAGAAGCAGUGGAAAAGAUUGACAUUGGAGGAGUUGCCUUGCUCCGGGCAGCUGCUAAGAACCACGCUCGUGUGACAGUUGUGUGUGAUCCUGCAGACUACUCUUCUGUAGCUAAAGAGAUGGCAGCAUCAAAGGACAAAGACACUUCAGUAGAAACCAGACGUCACCUUGCACUGAAGGCUUUCACCCACACUGCUCAGUACGAUGCAGCCAUCUCUGACUACUUCAGGAAGGAGUACAGCAAGGGGGUGUCCCAGCUGCCCCUGAGGUACGGCAUGAAUCCUCACCAGAGUCCUGCACAGCUCUACACCACCAGGCCUAAGCUUCCCCUGACAGUGGUGAAUGGCUCUCCAGGGUUUAUCAACCUGUGUGAUGCUCUCAACGCCUGGCAGCUGGUGAAGGAACUCAAGCAGGCAUUAGGGAUCCCUGCUGCAGCCUCCUUCAAACACGUCAGUCCUGCAGGUGCUGCUGUUGGAGUACCUCUCAGCGAGGAGGAGGCACAAGUCUGCAUGGUGCAUGAUUUACACAAGACCUUGACACCCUUGGCAUCUGCCUACGCUCGAAGCAGAGGUGCUGAUCGGAUGUCUUCUUUCGGUGACUUCAUUGCCUUGUCUGAUACCUGUGAUGUGCCUACUGCUAAGAUUAUUUCCAGAGAGGUAUCUGAUGGUGUGGUAGCUCCUGGCUAUGAGGAAGAAGCUCUCAAAAUCCUUUCCAAAAAGAAGAAUGGUGCUUACUGUGUCCUCCAGAUGGACCCUAAUUAUGAGCCAGAUGACAAUGAGAUUCGAACCCUCUAUGGAUUGCAGCUCAUGCAGAAGAGGAACAAUGCUGUCAUUGACCAGUCCUUGUUCAAGAACGUUGUUACAAAGAAUAAAACUCUGCCUGAAUCUGCUGUCCGAGACCUGAUUGUUGCCAGCAUUGCUGUCAAAUACACCCAGUCCAACUCAGUGUGCUACGCCAAGGAUGGGCAGCCUGAGCUGGAAACUCUGAGGCGGUGGCCAGAAGUGCUGGCUUCAACACAGCAUCCCUGGAGUGAUACCCCGUGCGAGCAGUCUGGUGAACAGUUCAGCUCUGGCCUCGUAGGGGCAGGAAAUUAUGGGAGAGAGCUUUCUGACAGAUCUCUGGUACGAAAUGGCAGGAGCUCUUUUUUUGGGAAGCAGAACCUCUGAAAUCUGUGGAAGGAAAACUACCAGCCUGAGGUUUGACAGCCACGGUGUGACUAGAUGGUGUAUUUGUGUGCCUGGCAUGCUCUUGUGGCAGAGGGCUGAGGAGCAGCAGGCAGACCCCCAGCUCAGUAGCUGUGUUUACGCACUGAUCGUUUCAUCUUGGCUGAAGGGGAGCGUGAGAGCUUGCCACAGACGCACAGCAUUGCCUGGUCCGGCUCCAGGCUUGAAUGUAAUGAGGUAUGAAAGCAUAAUAUGCUGACCCUGACAGUACUGAGUUUCCCUGAUUCCUGAGGAGAGUGAAGCUGGUUGUUGUACUGCCAGUGUCCAGUAACCAAGGCUCCCCAGCAACAUUUAAUUUUCAGUAGUGUCAGCGCUCUAAGAGUUGGCUUUGUCUCCAGUGCAGGCUUGCACUCACCUAGAUAAGAUGCCAGGGCUUGUUUGCAUUGUGCUUUGGGCUGUGGCACAUGGCUUCAAGGUUGUCUGUCCCUAUAUCCAGGGGUUGCAGUUGUUUUCCUUGUCUUCCUUGCUGAUUACCUGCGCUUUCUCUCGGAUCCAGUAAGGAGCAACUAAUUUAUGUGAGGUCUUUGCUAAUUGCUCUGAAGUGGGGUGUGAUGGUGCUUU
Molecule: messenger RNA, 2254 nt
Organism: Tympanuchus pallidicinctus (lesser prairie-chicken)
Lineage: Eukaryota; Metazoa; Chordata; Aves; Galliformes; Phasianidae
Gene: ATIC
Product: 5-aminoimidazole-4-carboxamide ribonucleotide formyltransferase/IMP cyclohydrolase
Exons: 14
Coding region: 116-1636 (506 amino acids)
Biological process (GO): 'de novo' IMP biosynthetic process
Cellular component (GO): cytosol
Molecular function (GO): phosphoribosylaminoimidazolecarboxamide formyltransferase activity; IMP cyclohydrolase activity
Source: RefSeq, a predicted model, not a curated record